ACUGUUGUGCAAGUGAGGAGAUGAAGUGAGCAGAGCAGUGACUGCGGUAUUCUUUUCAUUUGCCCGAGUUCUGCAUAUUGAGAAAUGCCAUAUAUUUUAAGAGAUUAUGUCGUGAAGAGACGUGUUUGUUUCAGUAAUAUCGUUAUUACUGACCAGCUCAGCGAUAACCAAGCCUGUGUGGAGCUAUGAGUAUUCUGCGCUUGUUCUCAGUCACUAUGGGAAGGAUCAGCACCUUCAGGUCCUAUCAGAUUGUGCUGCUGCUGGCUGCAGCCAUGGCUGUGAUGGCAUUCUACUACUUUGGCUCAGAAAAGCAGAACUUCUCCAGCACCACGAAGCGAAUAAAGCAGACCCAAGCAAGUCACAACUCUAACCGCAAUGAUGCUGACCUCUCUGUGGACACCAGGUCUGUACACCAUGAGGAAAAGACUGGGAUCAGGCAUGAACAAAAUGUGCUUGGGAAGGGGCCAGACGAGAAGCAGCGCUAUCACGCCCUCAUGAUGUUCACCAAGAUCGACAGGAGCACGAAUCUGCAGAGCAAGUUCGAGGUGGCCAUGCGCUCCAUGGCGAAACAUGGACACUUCUUGGAGGAUGAGGUGCUGGUUCUCCAUUACAUCUCUGAUGCAGCCAGCAAGGAGUUGGGCAUGAGGAUUCUGCCUGAGCUGCUCAUAGAAGCAACCUUUCAGUAUGAGGUGGUGUUUCAUGAUGUAGGUGAUUUGACAGAGAAGCUGUUCCCCAUUGUGGAGGCCAUGCAGAAGCACUUCAGUGCAGGCUCUGGGGCCUACUACAGUGAUGCCAUCUUCUUCCUUUCAGUGGCCAUGCAUCGUAUCAUGCCUGCAGAGAUGAAACGUAUUGUGCAGUUGGACCUGGAUCUCAAGUACAAGAGUAACAUUCGAGAUCUCUUUCAAGAGUUUAGACACUUCUCUCCUGAAGCAGUCAUUGGAAUUGUUCGGGAGAUGCAACCAGUUUACAGGCACACCUUCUGGCAGUACCGCAAAGAGAACCCCAAGUCCCGCGUGGGUGAGCCCCCUCCAAAUGGCCUGCCAGGCUUCAACAGUGGGGUGAUGCUGCUGAACCUGGAGGCCAUGAGGCACUCAGCCCUGUACAACAAGCUUCUGGAACCUGAACGAGUGGCCCAUUUGGCUGAACAGUACCACUUCAGGGGCCACCUCGGAGACCAGGACUUCUUUACCAUGAUAGGUAUGGAACAUACAGAGCUGUUCCACCAGCUGGCCUGUGGCUGGAACAGGCAGCUGUGCACCUGGUGGAGAGAUCAUGGCUAUGGUGAUGUCUUCCAGCUCUACUAUCAAUGUGAUGGACCAGUUUACAUUUACCAUGGAAACUGCAACACUGCUGUACCUGAUGACUGAGUGUCACAACAUGUUUAUAUACCUCAAAGUUCAUACCAUCUCUUGCUAAUGCAGCAUUGUGCAGUGGGCCUUGACCAGAUAGGUGGAUCCAGGAUUCAAUAGGGAUUUAAUGAGGAUCUCUACUAUGAGAAAACUUGGUAUACAUUGUUUAUUCACUUUGCAUCAGAUGCCAUCACAUGUUUAGCUCAAAUAUCAUAUUUUUUGGUGGCCACUACACCAUCAGUUUUUUUAGUAUUCCCUACAUGACAGCUUUUUCUACCUUUUGCGAUCAUCCAUUUGGCUUUUACCAAAAUUUUGUAAUGACUUCCAGUCAACAGAGUUACUCCUCUGCACUUCCCCAUGCAAAUGAGGUAACAUUGCUUUUAAUUUGAGCUCAUUGAAGAUGCACCAUGCUGAGGCAUUUGAUCCAGCUGCUCUUUAUCAAGCAUGUGAUUAGUUGUUUUCAAACAGCGGGGUGAAGAGCAAUCAGUGCUUUUUCUCCACUGCCCUGUGAUGCUGUGUUCUUGUGUUUACCGGUAGAGGCCUGUGCUGUGGCGUGUCAUGCUGACUCUGGUUCCUCUAUGCAGGCUAGUGCAGCCAGACAGAGUGGAGAGUGCUGGCACACAUAAAUUCCUUGUUUCCCUGCCUUUCAUCUGUGCACAUACAAAUACAAUAGCCCCCCCAAGCCAUCCCCUCAAAGCAAGCAGCUGCUGUGUCCAGGUCAAGAAGACCCAACCACAUGGGAGUAUUUAUGCAGUGCGUAGUUGGAGGUUGGGGGGGUGGACGAGCAAGCAUGCUGACCCACUUUUCCAAGCACACCGUUCUUAGAAACCUGACAGACCAAACAGUCUCCAAGCGCCCUGCAAGUUCAUGACUGCUGAUGAGAAUUAGGUUACUUUGGUUUGUGCAUUAUCGCAAAAAGCAGAACAGAGACGCCAAAACACCUUCAACAUUCAACAGGCAGACCUUUCUCACUGUUGAGCCUCUGCGAGAUUCCAGGAAAGCAGCAUUGUUAGUGAGGUGCAUGGAUAUGCCACAGAGGUGGGAAAUGGGAUUUCAGAUAUUCCAACAGGAUUAACCUCCCCUCUGUGCAAAGAGCGGGCAGACUGCUAGAUGUUGUGCUUGGCUGGCAUUCAUCAAGUAAGGCUACUUUUGGCAAGUCUCCCCCAGACUCGAUGCAAGUAUGCAAUAAUUUGCGCAGUGUCAGAUCAAUGGUGCUGAGAACCAGAAAGUUAUCUUGCCUUUAAAGUCCUUUGUAAUGAGUUCUCUGAUGUUUUGCCAACAAGUCAUGAGACUCAUUCCUGGCGGUACUAUGUUACUUCUCGGAUAUAGUGACGUUUUCUGAGUUGAAGCUAAGCCACAUGACGCAACAGCACCAACAAUCUCACAUCAAGUCAUAACUUUGAGAGCUUGAGUGGACAAAGUGGUCCAUGAUUAAACAGCAUUCCGUCUUUUUCUGGGGUCCACCAGUCAAGGAAUAGAAGUAUUUUCACUUCUCAUUUGACUUUUAAUGAAACUUUCUUUUUUUUUUUAUUGUUGUUGUUUUGUAGUAUCUAUUUGUGUUCUGUUUCUGUAAUGAAGGCAUUGUGUUCAUCCUGAUUAUCCUGUCUGUCCAUGUUGUUUUAACAGUUAUUGUGAAUUGAAUGUUUUCGAUCAAAGGAAAGAAUUUUUUUUCUGUAAAAGUUUUACAGAACCACUUAAGCACAAAGAUAAUCUAAAUGGAACAUUUAAAGAUUUAAAUAGUGGAUACACUUUCUGCCAUUUAACAUGAGCUUAGUAAUGCAGACUUUGGGCUUUUAUCAGAACUCGCAUUAAGACACUAUAUAUAAAGAAUAGAUUGAUUUAAACACUUUAUUGAACCAAACAACUCUUUCUUUGUUGUAUUUUAGCCUGUGAUUUUUCAACCUUCAAAUGUGAUAAACUAUUUAUGAAUGUCAGCUGCAGAAGAACAGUUAUGUCACAGAAGAAGAAUGUAUAAAAACCAAAGAGUAGCAUUCCAUCCGUUAUUUUGACCCUGUCAUCUGCACAGCUUCCACCUAUCUUGUAUGAUUAGAUAUAGCCAGAUUUUUUUGCACAAUAAUGGACGAUUGACAUUUCACGGACUUCCUAAUGUAUUCUAUCUAUUAUUGUUAACUGUUGCUUUGUCUUGAAUCAUAUUGGCCAUUUGAUAUUGACACCCUUUACAAUAAAUAUGUUUAAAAAAUAA
Molecule: messenger RNA, 3552 nt
Organism: Pygocentrus nattereri (red-bellied piranha)
Lineage: Eukaryota; Metazoa; Chordata; Actinopteri; Characiformes; Serrasalmidae
Gene: xxylt1
Product: xyloside xylosyltransferase 1
Exons: 5
Coding region: 186-1367 (393 amino acids)
Molecular function (GO): UDP-xylosyltransferase activity
Source: RefSeq, a predicted model, not a curated record